AAGACGGAGGCAGGGCAGUGAUCAGUAACCAAUCGGAGCAGCCCCAGUGAGCUGCAGCAGCACAGCAGACAAGCUGAGGGUUUUGAAGGUGCACAGUGCUGGAGUCGCUUGCCUCUCUGAGGACAUAAGAGCAGCUGUGCUGGGAGCAGUAAGAAACUCCCUAUUUUCUUCUUCAAAAAAUAAGUUCGUUGACAGCAGUUUAGGGCAAGUCAGCCAAGAUUCCCUUUGAUGAAUAAUAAAAAGAACUCCAACAGUGAGUGUCCUGCUGGGAAAAGUGCUGCUUCAGAUUUGAAGAAGAUGCCUGUAUUGUGGAAAAGGCUACAUGGAAUUUCAAAAUAAGUCAAUUUAGGAUGUAAAUGAAUUAUAAUAAGUUACGAUCAAUAAAGAAAGACAAUGGGUGUACAAAGAAAACCUUAUUGGACGGGGUUUCCCAGAAGAAUAUAGGUUGAUAUCACAUAUAUCUGCUCUUUUGGAUUACAAAAUCACAAGGAAAAGGGGAAGCAUUUCCAUUUGGAAGAGACCCUACAAUGAGAAUUCCAAAUACAUCAGGUAUCUGUCCAGUUCUAGUGUGUCUCUGUUUUGUGCAGAGGUGUUAUGGAUCAACACAUCACACGUCCAUCAAGGUGACUAGAAAUCAAACCAAACACAUAGAUGGGGAAACAGAAGUACACCAUCGCCCAAAACGUGGAUGGGUGUGGAAUCAGUUCUUUGUUUUAGAAGAACAUAUAGGACCAGAUCCUCAGUAUGUGGGAAAGCUGCACUCAAAUUCAGACAAAGGGGAUGGAUCAGUAAGGUACAUACUAACAGGAGAAGGUGCUGGAACAAUAUUUCUCAUAGAUGACACAACGGGGGACAUUCAUGCAAUGAAAAGCCUUGACCGAGAACAGAAAACUCAUUACGUCCUACAUGCACAAGCAAUUGACAGGAGAACAGACAAACCACUUGAGCCAAAAUCAGAGUUUAUUAUUAAAGUACAAGACAUCAAUGACAACGCCCCUGAAUUUCCUGAUGGACCUUACAUUGUCACCGUUCCAGAAAUGUCUGAGAUUGGUACGUCAGUUAUUCAGGUGACAGCUACAGAUGGGGAUGACCCUACAUAUGGAAACAGUGCAAGGGUUGUUUAUAGUAUUCUUCAAGGGCAACCUUACUUUUCAGUUGAUCCCAAAACAGGUGUUAUCAGAACAGCAUUGCCCAACAUGGACAGGGAAGCUAGAGAACACUAUACUGUUGUUAUUCAAGCUAAAGACAUGGCUGGUCAAGUUGGAGGACUUUCUGGAUCAACAACAAUCAAUGUAACCCUUACUGAUGUCAAUGAUAAUCCACCAAGAUUUCCUCAAAAACAUUAUCAGCUGUAUGUUCCUGAAUCAGCACAAGUUGGCUCUGCAGUUGGCAAGAUCAAAGCAAACGAUGCAGACACUGGAUUGAAUGCUGACAUCAGGUACUCAAUUACCAAUGGAGAUGGUGUUUUCUCAAUAUCUACUGAUAAAGAAACAAGAGAAGGAAUCUUAAUGCUUAAAAAACCUUUGAACUACGAGAAAAAGAAGUUAUAUACUCUUAAUAUUGAAGGAGCGAAUACCUACUUGGAUUUUCGUUUUUCUCAUAUGGGACCCUUUAAAGACACAACAAUGCUAAAAGUCAAUGUGGGAGAUGUAGAUGAGCCUCCAUUGUUCACAUUGCCUUUUUAUGAGAUGGAGGUUUAUGAAAAUGCAAAAGCUGGCACUGUAGUGGGAACAGUGACUGCACAUGAUCCAGACAGUGCUAACAGUCUAGUAAGAUAUUUUAUUGACAACAAUUCUCAAGAUCAGAAAGAAUUUAACAUUGACUCAAAUACUGGAUUGAUAACAACAACAAAGCAUCUGGAUCGGGAAGAGAAUCCUUGGUACAAUAUUACCGUUAGUGCUUCUGAGACAGGCUAUCCUUCACUUGUGAGCCAUGUUUCAGUUGGAAUCAGAGUUUUAGAUGUUAAUGACAACCCUCCAUAUAUUUCUAAUGAAGACAUUGUUGUUUGUGAGAAUGGCAGGCCUGGCCAGGUUAUUCAUACUAUCAAAGCAAUUGACAAGGAUGACACUGCAAAUGGAGCAAGAUUCUACUUUUCGCUACAAGAAUCCCAAUCUAUAAAUCCAAACUUUACAUUGAGGAAUAAUGAAGAUAACACUGCAAGUAUUUUAACACGUCGGAGAAGGUUCAGUAGAACAUCACAGGAUCUGUAUUAUCUCCCUGUUGUUGUGGCUGAUAGUGGAAUUCCUCAUUUAAGUAGCACCAGCACCCUUACAAUAAGAGUAUGUGCAUGUGAGAGAGAUGGGCGCAUACGGACAUGCCAUGCUGAAGCCUUUCUCUCUUCUGCAGGACUGAGUACUGGAGCCUUAAUUGCAAUUCUUCUUUGUGUUGUUAUUCUACUAGCAAUUGUGGUUCUCUUCAUUACCCUAAGGAGAGGAAAAAAAGAGCCUCUUAUUAUCUCUGAGGAAGAUGUUCGAGAAAAUGUGGUGACUUAUGAUGAUGAAGGCGGUGGAGAAGAAGACACUGAAGCUUUUGAUAUUUGUGCUUUGCGAAACCCUUCUGCUGCAGAGGAACUGAAGUACAGGAGGGAUGUAAGACCUGAAGUUAUGUGUACACCAAGACUUCAAGCUCUUUCAGCAAUUGACAACAUCAAUGUUCAGGAAUUUCUCAAACAAAGACUGGCUGAGGCAGACCAUGACCCGGGUGUGCCCCCUUAUGACUCCUUGCAGACAUAUGCUUAUGAGGGACAAAGAUCAGAAGCAGGAUCUAUCAGUUCUCUAGAUUCAUUAGGAACACAAUCGGAUCAGGAUUAUAAUUUCCUUGAUGAAUGGGGACCGGAGUUUAAAAAGUUAGCAGAACUCUAUGGAGAAAUGAAACCUGACAGAACAACUUAAUUUCUUAUUUCAACAGUCUUUUAUUUACAAAAAAAAACUGGAAGCUAACCACGAGUUUAUCAAUAAAUUCAUACUUGGAACUGAAAAA
Messenger RNA from Xenopus tropicalis (tropical clawed frog), 2979 nucleotides. RefSeq names its product cadherin 18 (gene cdh18). Lineage: Eukaryota; Metazoa; Chordata; Amphibia; Anura; Pipidae. The transcript has 13 exons. Gene Ontology annotation, molecular function: calcium ion binding. The coding region runs from base 528 to 2891 and encodes 787 amino acids. Gene Ontology annotation, cellular component: plasma membrane; membrane. Gene Ontology annotation, biological process: homophilic cell-cell adhesion; cell adhesion; cell-cell adhesion. The record is from RefSeq and is a predicted model, not a curated record.